Messenger RNA from Megachile rotundata (alfalfa leafcutting bee), 3058 nucleotides. It is a transcript of the gene Jupiter, whose product is annotated as microtubule-associated protein Jupiter. Gene Ontology annotation, cellular component: nucleus. The record is from RefSeq and is a predicted model, not a curated record. Lineage: Eukaryota; Metazoa; Arthropoda; Insecta; Hymenoptera; Megachilidae.
AUCAUUCUCCCUACGCAAGUUUGCGUUGCGACGCGGUGUCGAUCUCCGCCGUCAGUGGAUUUCACGAUUGUGCACGGAACACGGUGUGCACCUAACAACGCUCUUCCUUUCGUGGUUUCUCGACUUUUUGGAGGUGGCGCCUCCUCGUGUAGCGUGCGUUAGUUUCCCUUCGCAUUUUCUGUCGCGUUGUCUCUGUCGUUCGCGAACGGUGGUGCGUGCGUGCGACCAAGAUAGAAACGGAAAAAGGAACACGCGAACAGCGGUGGUGACCCAGCCUGACUGACCUACGUCGUAGACCGCUCAUACGUGCAUAACCGGCGCGAAGUGUCGUGAUCGUCGAAACGCGUGGCCGUGUGAUUCGAAGUUGUCAGAAAAGACUAAUAAGGGCAUCUUUUCACGUGUGAUCGAAGAAAAAUGUGGGCCGGGCAGGACGACACGCAGCGAUUUAAAACCAGGGUGUUGAAACCCCCUGGUGGCGGAAGUAGCGACAUAUUCGGCGCUGCGCCCGAAGAGACGAGCCCCCGUCGCGUGAAGAAUCACAACCAGUCGCAGCUGGGCUCGGCACUGUUCGGCGAUGCCCCGAACAGCAAUAGCAACAGCAACAGCAACGAAACGCCGCGCAACAAGCCCGGUAAUGAUUCAUACAAACGUCUGUUUGGCCCUCCCGAUGCCCCACCCACCACCCCAAACGCGAAAAAUCAUAUGCGCAGCAAUAUCUCCCUCAGCGGGGAUUCGUCGUCUUCGUCAUCGGCGUCGCUGGGCGCCGCGACGUCGCCCGCGAAGAGCACCGCCAGCUCGGACUCGAUCGCGGGCGUUCUCAACGGCUACGCUGCCAGCAAUGGCAACAACCUGACCAACGAUGUCACAGGUGGAUCGUCCUGCAUAACGCGCAACCCGGUCACCGGAGACGGAGUUGACGUGACGCCUAUAAGGCGCAGCGCACGAAGGUGUCGAGAUGGUAACCCGGUGACUGGAACUGGCUACGCAGAAUCGCAGACCAACGGCCCGACCGUGCAAAAUGGAACGUCCAGCUCGAAUUCCAGCAUCGGCGAGAAAUCGAACGACUCGUCGCCAGCGGCCAAGGUCCCAACUCGUACACGCGUGCCACCCGGUGGCUAUUCAUCCGGAUUGUGGUAAAAUCUGCAACGGAACGACCGCUGAUCGGCAUAUCCAUCUUUGGCUGAUGCCGUUGAUCCUUCCAGUGCACCGGAAAUUAGAUCCCUACCGCUGGAACCAAACGAGAACAUCGAAACACCCUGUGCAGUAUCGAACGCUCCUUUCAGUCAUGGGCGUAGCCAGAGAGCACUUCGUCCUCCCAGAAGUUCUUUUCUUAACCGAAAUGAUACUUAAAUUAUUCGUACCUUAUAUUUAACAAUAAACGUAAAACUCGUUUAAAUUUCAUCGAAUUUGUAAUUUAACUUACAAUUUUGUCUCUCUGACUAUGCCUCUGUUAAUAGAUGAAAGGAAAUAUUACGUUGGUAUUCAUUUUUCAAGACAAUUCGUUCUCCUUUUAAAAUGUUGAUUUAAUUUGUUCCUUGGUGUUGACGAUGAGGGUGGUUCUUCCUUCUGGAACAGAAAAAGUGUAGUGAUGGACGCAGACUACUCAAAUUUUGUUCGAGCAGAAAGUUCUUCCAACUGCGAUAUUGAGUAUUUUACGUACAUGUUCGUUUCUUUUUGUGCUUCAGAAGUUUUUCGUACGAAGAAUCAUUCUGAUUCUGACUUUUGUCGUUGUGUUUUUUUGAUGUCCUGGAAAAUGACACUGGAAGGAUUGACGAGAGAUCCAGGGACGCAGAGAAGAAAACGAUUUGUCAUCCUUCUGACGAGAUCUUUAGGUCCCGGUUGUCGAAACGGAUUAAAAAAUAGUCGUUCAAUUUUCACGGUCAAAAUGUCAUUCCUCCCCCGAGAAAAUCUUCGUUCCCUCGGUUUUUCUAAGCGUGUAACUUUUAAGAAUAUAGAAUUGUUCGUUGGAAGAGAAAAAUGUGGGCGUGAGAUAGUUUCCUAUUUUCGAAAGAUUUUUGCCCGCGUCCGGCCGUUCUCUUUUUCAAAAAUUACCUUUCUACGACCACUUUUUGCGGGGACGCUGGUUUGCUGGAAAUUUGAGGUAACUGUUCGAGGAACUGAUAAGAUAAUUUUGCAAAAUUAUGGCAGGCACUUUUUUGAAACAAGAGGAGAAAAUUUAUCAUCGGUCUAUUUGAAAAUUUCAACAUCAAAAGAACAUACUGAAAAAUUUAAUUUAAACCAACCUCUUACCAUGUCAAGUUGCUUCAAUUUUGUCUUCAUUUCUAAAAAAUGUUUGCUAUAAUUAAUAAUGCUGAAAUUAUUCUUCUCGGUUUCUCCGAUGUUUCUUCAAAAUUUGAAGCGGACCCUGUAAUCAAAUAAUAUGUUACACUAAUAAGAAAAGCGAAUAUCAAAGAGCGUAAGACACCACGAAAGAAGGUGAUCUUUUGAAUAACGAUGAACCAUGGACAGUAGGAAAAAUCGGGGAAAAAGUUGUUUUAGAUAAUUCGAUUGAAUCCUGCCAAAAUUCUGAGGAGACGAAACUAAUGAGAAAAGCGUCAGGUAUACGUACAGAACACGCUUCUUUAAAUAAAUAGACUGCUAUCGGUUGGUAUACUUCGGAUAAGAAAUCAUACUUGUAACUCGAAUGAAUAGAGUGAAAUUUCAAUUAAAACCGCGAACGUCCAGAGAGAAGAGAGAGAGUGCUCGACUCCAUGGUAUAUUAAUUAUUAAUUAGAAACGUUCGACGAAACCUCGGAAUUGUAUAUUAGAAGUAGACAUAUGUUAUUCGAAAGAAGUAAUAAUAAUAAUAAUAAUAAUGAUAAUAAUAAUAAUACUAUUAAUAUUAAUAAUAUUAAUAAAAAUACAUCAUGUAACCCAUUCAAACAGUCAAGUGCUUUCUUAAUUUCCAUGCCUUUUUAAAUUGUAUCGUUUCUUCUGCAUGAACAGAUAUAUUUCAUUAGAAAGCACGGUUCCUUUCUUUUUCUUCUUUUUCUUUUGUCUUAAUUUUCUUCGUAUGUUCUAGCAAAAUACGGCUUCUCUGCGUCAUUACGUACUUGCG